UGCUGUGGGCGGGGCCUGUGCGGGACUCUGCUCGGGGUGCACGCUGUCACCAGCUUCCAGUCUCGCCGGAGCGCAGCCCCUUGACUGGCACCUUUCAUUGCUUCCCUGUGAGGCUGCUGUUUCCUCUGUCCGUGUGCCCGCCUUUCUUCAGGCUGGACUCCCUCACGCAGUCAGUCAUGCUGCUGCUGGCCGCCGCCUUCUUAGUGGCGUUUGUACUGCUGCUGUACAUGGUGUCUCCGCUCAUCAGUCCCAAACCCCUGAAGCUGGCAGGUGCCCAUGUUGUGGUGACCGGUGGGUCCAGUGGUAUUGGCAAAUGUGUUGCAAUUGAAUGUUUCAAGCAAGGUGCUUUUAUUACUUUGGUUGCUCGUGAUGAGAGCAAACUAGUUCAGGCCAAAAAAGAAAUUGAAAAGCAUGCCAUAAAUGAUAAACAGGUAGUGUUGUGUAUAUCUGUUGAUGUGUCUAAAGAUUACAGACAAGUAGAAAACGUCAUAAAACAGGCUCAGGAAAAACUUGGUCCAGUGGAUAUGUUGGUGAACUGUGCUGGAACAUCAAUAGCUGGCAAAUUUGAGGAAAUCGACAUUGAUCGUUUUUCAAGAAUGAUGGAAGUGAAUUAUUUGGGCAGUGUGUACCCCAGUCGUGCAGUGAUCUCUACUAUGAAGGAGAGGAGGAUGGGAAGAAUUGUAUUUGUUUCAUCACAGGCCGGACAGCUGGGGUUAUUUGGUUACACCGCUUACUCUCCAACAAAGUUUGCACUCCGAGGCCUUGCAGAAGCACUACAAAUGGAGGUAAAACCGUACAAUGUUUAUGUGACUGUUGCUUAUCCUCCAGAUACUGAUACACCUGGGUUUGCAGAGGAAAAUAAGUCUAAGCCUUUGGAAACUAAGCUCAUUUCUGAGACCUCAAGCCUUUGCCAACCAGACCAAGUGGCCAAAGUGAUCGUUAAAGAUGCUGUACAGGGUAAUUUCAACAGUUCUGUUGGUUCAGAUGGGUACAUGCUGGCAUCGCUAACGUGUGGUAUGUCACCUGUCACCACUAUAACCGAAGGCCUGCAGCAGGUUGUCACAAUGGGACUUUUUCGAACAAUUGCAUUGUUUUACCUUGGAAGUUUUGACAGCAUUGUCCGUCGCUGCAUGAUACAAAGGGAGCACUGUGAGAAAGAAGCGAAAACGGACUGAAUUUUAACUGCCAAGAACUUAAUUCAUAUGCUUGCUGCUAGAGAGCACACGACCCUCCCGCUCACGUCGUCUACUUUACCCAACAUGGCACUUAUAUGUGUAAAGAUCAUGAAAGUGCAUUUUUGAUAACUGUUUGCUGGCAACCAGCAUGAUACUAUGCAAACUGUCUUGAAAGGCCUAUACUUUUAUUUUUUUCCAAGUGACUUUUGUUUCAGAAGAAAAACAAGUGACCUGGAUGUUGUGCAUACUGCGCUACUUCACUCACCAUGUUUGCCCCAACUGCCUACCCUUCUGUUCUUUUGGAGUCGCUAUUUUGUAUGUCCAAUAAGUUGUCCUGACCUGAUCCAGGACCCAAGUUUGUGUCUUGUAGACCAGUGACAGAGUUUAGUCAAGUUGCUGGUGUGCAGAGUAAGAAAGUUAUGGUCUGUCCACCCUCUCGUGCCUGAAAAAGAUGGCUCUGGAAACCAGUUUUCCAGAGCCCAGUGUCUGUGCUGUGACGGUCUGUUGUUUGUCAAGGGUAUGGUCUUCUUCACCUGGUAACUUGGGAGGUAGUCUAACUCUGGAAAAAAAAAAAACAAUGGCAACUAUAUCACGUGCAUGCGUAAAAAGA
This is a messenger RNA of Bufo gargarizans (Asiatic toad), 1785 nucleotides long. It is a transcript of the gene KDSR, whose product is annotated as 3-ketodihydrosphingosine reductase. Gene Ontology annotation, cellular component: endoplasmic reticulum membrane. The record is from RefSeq and is a predicted model, not a curated record. NCBI's taxonomy places the organism in Eukaryota, Metazoa, Chordata, Amphibia, Anura, Bufonidae. Gene Ontology annotation, molecular function: 3-dehydrosphinganine reductase activity. The coding region runs from base 177 to 1175 and encodes 332 amino acids. Gene Ontology annotation, biological process: sphingolipid biosynthetic process. The transcript is spliced from 10 exons.